Messenger RNA from Melospiza melodia melodia, 8634 nucleotides. It is a transcript of the gene IGFN1, whose product is annotated as immunoglobulin like and fibronectin type III domain containing 1. The record is from RefSeq and is a predicted model, not a curated record. NCBI's taxonomy places the organism in Eukaryota, Metazoa, Chordata, Aves, Passeriformes, Passerellidae. The transcript has 26 exons. Bases 362 to 7567 code for a protein of 2401 amino acids. Gene Ontology annotation, molecular function: protein binding.
GCCCUCGGGGAGAGGGACAGAACUCGGCUGGAGGGAACAGAACUCGGCUGGAGGGGACAACUCGGCUGGAGGGACAGCACUUGGCCAGAGGGGACAGCACUCGGCUAGAGGGACAGAACUCGGCUGGAGGGGACGGCACUCGGCUGGAGGGACACUGGGGCUGAGAGCCGCAGGUCACUGAUACCUGGGACCAGGGGACCCACUGGACAGCUAUGAAGAGAUCUGUGCUCUGAGUGAACAAAGACACUGUGGGCCUGGAGACGCAGAAGUGACUUCCAGAGGAUCCUCUCAGAAGCUCAGCCUGUAGAGUGGAGAAUUUGUAAUCUGUUUGUGCUGAACCCGGAAAGCUGAGCAAAGCAUCAUGAGCAGCCAUCAGACAGUAAAAAUCUUCAAGAAAUCUUCUAUCCCAGGAGUUGUUGUCACUCAGUUUGUGAAUGAUGUUCCAGAAGGAUGCAGUACACCUGAUUUUGAGAAGAAACCACUCACUCUGACACUGCAGGAAGGUAAAGAUGCCAUUUUCAGAGCUGUGGUCAAAGGUGUCCCAGCUCCUGAGGUGAAAUGGUCACGUACACAGAAAGGAAUGGAUGAUCCUGCCAAAUAUCAAAUGUCCUUCAAUAGUGCUACAAAUGAAUUCAUUCUGCAGAUCAAGAGCCUGGCCCCGGGGGACAGUGACUUGUAUCGCUGCUGUGCUGUCAAUGCCUACGGAGAGGCCUCGUGCUCUGCUGGCCUCAGGAUCCUCCAAGUUGGCUUUAAGAGGAAGGCAAAAUAUGUUCCUGUUCAUGCUGCUGAUGAGCUCAAGAAGACACUCCAGGACUCCAGGAAGAUGCUGAGGAAGAGGGCUGCAGCACCAAAACCAAAGCCCCUGGACAAAGAAGCUGUGUGGCAGCUGCUGCUGAAUGCAGAUAGGAGAGAUUAUGAGAAAAUCUGUAUAAAAUAUGGAAUUGCUGACUUCCGUGGGAUGCUGAGGAAGCUGCAGGAGAUGAGGAAAGAAACAGAGAGUGAACAAGAUAAGUUAGUUCACAGUCUCAAAAACUUUGAACACAUCAGAGUCAACAAGGAGGGAAAUGCUACGUUCAGCCUGGAGAUGGAGCUGAAAAACAGCAACAGCAACGUUUACCUGCUCAAGGACGGCGAGCGGCUCCGCUAUGGGACCGGGGACGAGUACAGGAAGCACGGCCUGCGGAGGGUGGGCAGGCGCUACUGCUUCACCAUCCACGACGUGCAGCCCGAGGACGCGGGCGUCUACCAGGUCAGGGUGGAGGACGUCCCUAUCUUCUCAACAGAACUGGAUGCUCAAGCCAUCCCGGCGCGGUUCCGGCAGCCGCUCUCCGACGUGCGCUGUGCCGAGGCCGGCGACGCCGAGUUCCAGUGUGUGCUGUGCACGCCCUGCCACCAGCCCCUGUGGCUGCACAAGAGCCGCCCCCUCCAGGCCAGUGACAAGCACCAGAUCUCUGUGACCCCCGACGGCCUGAGCCACAAGCUGACCGUGAGGAACGUGGGGCCCUCGGACAGCGGCCUGUACACGCUCGACGCGGGACAGGGCUCCUCCAGCGCCUGGCUCCUCGUGGAGUAUGCCAAAGGAAAGAGGAGUCCGGAUGAAGAAGAAAAGAUUGUAAGGGAAACAUCUGAGUGGCUGAAAGAAACAAUGGCAGACAACGAAAGGGCGAGGAAGCUUCGGCGCCAGGAACAAGCUGCUGCUGAAGAGCGUGCUUCCUUCUCCACAUCCUCUGCUGGGGAGAAAAGUGGCUGGCGCAGAACAGGUCAAGGCAGCAGCCAAGGCAGGGGCCAAGCACACUCCCUUGAUUCUGGAGAUGGAAGCCAAAUUUUUUUGGGAAAAGAAGGGCUACGCAAAACCCACAUGAAUGGAGAGAUGGGGCCUGGGCAGUUUGCUGGAGCAGGUCUAGAUGGAGACUCAGUAGUCAAUGAUGGCAGCAUCUUUGGACUGAAAGGGGGCAGAAGUGGGUUAAGGGCUGUCCAUGGCAUGGACUCUGUGUCAGGCACUGCAGGUCCUGGUGGUGCAGGAGGAGGGGCAGGUGAACGGAAUUCUGUAGAUGGCAGAGGUGAAGGUUUGCUGAGUGCUGUUGACAUUGACAUGGGUGAUGGAGAAGGUUUGGGCUCUCAGCAUGACAAGGAUGGGAAUUUAGGUGAUGCCAGUUACAGAGCUGGUUUUGGGGGUGCUGGGAGGUUGGGUGGUGGAAGUUCUUUGCCAGAUGGGCUUGAUCCUGAUUCAGCUGGAGUGGGAGCCAGUGUGGGUGAUCUGUUCAGCAGGACUGGUCCAGGAACUGGAGCUGUGGGGAAUGCUGCAAGUGCUGGAAUGGCAGGAGGAUUGUGGUCCCACCAUGGCAAGGAUGGGCCUGCCACUGUGGGUGAUAUGAAUGGAGCAGGUAUAAACAGAGAGAGACAAACAGGGACUCCCUAUGGCAAGGAUGGCCUGACACCUCAUGCCAGUGGUCAGUUAGGGCAGACAGGAAGAUCUGGCUCAUUGUAUGGGCCAGGAGGCCUUUCAGGUGGAGAUGGAGCUAUACCUGGUAGAGGUGGAAAUUCCACAGGAGAAAUGGAGGCUUUGUAUGGUCCAGAUGGUCAGGCACUGGGAGCAGGUGCUGGUGGUGCUGGUGGAGUUGGUGCAGGGGGAUUUGGGUCUCCCUAUGGAAAGGAUGGUCUCCCAGCUGGGGCUGGUUUUGGUGGUGUUGGUGCAGGGGGACAUGGAACUCCCUAUGGGAAAGAUGGUCUUCCAAUUGGAGCAGGUGCUGGUGGGGCUGGUAGUGCAGGGGGACUUGGAUCUCUCUAUGGGAAGGAUGGUCUCCCAGCUGGGGCUGGUGGUGCUGGUGCUGGAGGAUUUGGAGAGGCUUUGUAUGGUCCACAUGGUCAGCCACUUGGGGCAGGUGUUGGUGCUGGUGCUGGUGCAGGGGGAAUUGGAGCUCCCUAUGGGAAGGAUGGUCUCCCAGAUGGAGCAGGUGUUGGUGGUGCAGGAGGAUUUGGGGAGGCUUUGUAUGAUGGUCGGCCACUUAGAGCAGGUGUUGUUGCUGGUGGUGGUACUGGUGCAGGGGGAUUUGGAUCUCCCUAUGGGAAGGAUGGUCUCCCAGCUGGAGCUGGUGGAGCUGCUGUAGGAGGACUUGGAGAGGCUUUGUAUGGUCCAGAUGGUCGGCCACUUGGAGCAGGUGUUGGUGCUGGUGCUGGUGCUGGUGCUGGUGCUGGUGCUGGUGCAGGAGGAUUUGGAUCUCCCUAUGGGAAGGAUGGUCUCCCAGUUGGGAGUGGUGGUGGUGCAGGGGGAUUUGGAUCUCCCUAUGGGAAGGAUGGUCUCCCAGUUGGAGCUGGAGGAGCUGGUGUAGGAGGACUUGGAGAGGCUUUGUAUGGCCCAGAUGGUCGGCCACUUGGAGCAGGUGUUGGUGGUGCUGGUGCAGGGGGAUUUGGAAUUCCAUAUGGAAAGGAUGGUCUGCCAGUUGGAGCAGGUGCUGGUGGGGCUGGUGGUGCAGGGGGUGUUGGAGGUCCCUAUGGGAAGGAUGGUCUCCCAGCUGGAGCUGGUGGAGCUGGUGUAGGAGGACUUGGAGAGGCUUUGUAUGGCCCAGAUGGUCGGCCGCUUGGAGCAGGUGUUGGUGGGGCUGGUGCAGGGGGAUUUGGAUCUCCCUAUGGGAAGGAUGGUCUCCCAGUUGGAGCUGGUGGAGCUGGUGCUGGAGAGGCUUUGUAUGGCCCAGAUGGUCGGCCACUUGGAGCAGGUGUUGGUGCUGCUGAUUCUGCAAGUGCCACGGGAAUUGGAGCUCCCUAUGGAAAGGAUGGUCUGCCAGUUGGACCAGGUGCUGGUGGGGCUGGUGGUGCAGGGGGAGUUGGGGGUCCCUAUGGAAAGCAUGGUCUCCCAGCUGGAGCAGGUGUUGGUGGUGUUGGUACAGGGGGACCUGGAGCUCCCUAUGGGAAGGAUGGUUUCCCAGCUGGAGCAGGUGUUGGUGUUAGUGGUGCAGGGGGAGUUGGGGGUUACUAUGGAAAGGAUGGUCUCCCAGCUGGAGCAGGUGCUGGUGGGGCUGGUAGUGCAGGAGGAUUUGGAUCUCUCUAUGGGAAGGAUGGUCUCCCAGUUGGAGCUGGUGGAGCUGGUGCUGGAGAGGCUUUGUAUGGCCCAGAUGGUCGGCCACUUGGAGCAGGUGUUGGUGGGGCUGGUUCUGCGAGCGCCAGGGGAAUUGAAGCUCCCUAUGGAAAGGAUGGUCUGCCAGUUGGAGCAGGUGCUGGUGGGGCUGGUGGUGCAGGGGGUGUUGGAGGUCCCUAUGGAAAGCAUGGUCUGCAAAUUGGAGCAGGUGCUGGUGUUGGUGGUGCAGCAGGUGUUGGGGGUCCCUAUGGAAAGGAUGGUCUCCCAGUUGGAGCUGGUGUUGGUGGGGCUGGGAGUGUUGGGGGUCCCUAUGGAAAGGAUGGUCUGCCAGUUGGAGCUGGUGUUGGUGGGGCAGGGGCUGUUGGGGGUCCCUAUGGAAAGGAUGGUCUCCCAGCUGGGGCUGUGGCAGGAGCUGCCCAUUUUCCUCUUGGAGGUGAGGAAGCGAUGGGAUUGGGCCGUGGCACAGAUGCCACGCUGAGCAGAGCUCCGGGGUAUGCAGGUGGAGCAGGAGGAGGGGGCUUUUCCAGGGAAGGCUCUGCCCUGUGGGGUGCAGGGUCUCCCUAUGGCGAGGACAGAGGGUCAGGUGUAGCCACAGCUGGUGCAGGUGGAGCUGGGAGGCCGGGAGGGGAUGGAUGGGAUUCAGUCAGUGGUAAAGGAGGUGUGGGAGCUGCUGGUGGCCCAGGAGGAGAAUAUGGGCUGGAUGCACAUCUUGGCAGAUCUUUGAGAGCUGAAACUGGAAAGGGUGCUGCCAGUGAUGUCAGAGGGCCAGGGAACAAAGGUUCAGCUGGUGACAGAGGGUCCCUGUCAGGUCCAGGAGGAGCCAGGGGAGAGGGAGGAGAUUUCACACAGUUGGGCUCCCUUUACUCUGCCUUUGGAGAGGCAGGGAGUAAAUCCCAUGACAGAUCUGUUGACGGGAGUAGCUCAGGUGGGUUUGGUCAAGGUCCACUGAGUUAUGGCCAGGUGUCAGGUCCUUUCGGUGGACCUCCUUCAGCAAACCAGAGAAACCAGGAACCUGACAUGGAUCUUAAAGCAAAUGAUUCCCUGAACAAGACGGAAAGCAAACAAAAGAGACGGAGUGUCCUGGAUGAUAUCAAAGUCCCGCGCUGUUACCUCAACAAGCAGCUGGCGACCGUGCGGGUGCUGAAGGGGGACCCGGCUGAGCUGUCCUGCACGGUCAGCAGGGACAACGUGACAGGAACCUGGUUCAAGGAUGGCCUAAAGUUAACAAGCAUGGAUGGAGUCGUAUUUGAAAAGAAAGGUCUUGUCCACAAACUGAUCAUCAACAAGGUUGAAGAUAUUCAUGCUGGGAAAUACAGGUUUGAAGGUGGAGAUGUAAAAACUGAAGCUUCAAUUUUUGUUGAAGAUCCUCCCCAGGUGGACAAAGUUCUCCUCAAGAACUUGACCAGUGUCCCCACGGUGGCCAAGGCCGGGGAGGGGGUGAAGCUGCGGAUCCCCUUUGAGGGUCGGGGGCCCAUCAGGGCGGCGUGGCUGAAGGACAGGAUGGAGCUGGGCGAUGACUCCAGGGUCCGUGUGGACAAGACAGACACCUGCACCACACUGUCCAUCUCCAGCUGCGACAGGAGGGACUGUGGGGAUUACAAAGUCAGGCUCAAGAACGACAGUGGUGUCCUGGAGAUCAACCUAAAGCUCAUGGUGAUAGACAAGCCACAGCCUCCAGCAGGACCCAUCAAAAUUGUCGAAAGCUCCGCCAACAACAUCACAAUCCAGUGGAAGCCCCCAAAGGACGACGGGGGCAAACCAGUGCAAAGGUACCUCGUGGAGAGGCAGCAGGUGGGCAGGAACGACUGGGAGACUCUGGGAGAAACCCCCAGGAGCUGCACCAGCUUCACCACAAACAAAGUGGAGGAAGAGAUGAGCUACUACUUCAGGGUGAGGGCCAUGAAUGCCGAGGGAGUGAGCGAUGCGCUGGAGUCAGGGGAAGUGAAGGCUGCUGGUAAAGGCUCCCCUGGUGCCCCAGAUCGCCCUGAGAUCAUCAGUGCCAGCAAGGACACCAUCACCAUAUCCUGGAAAGCUCCUUGUAAAACCGGCACUUCCCAAAUUAAGGGAUACAUUGUUCAGAAACGCAAGAAGGGCACAGUGACCUGGCUGCCCGUCACCAACGCGCCUGUCAAAGACAAGAAACUGAAGGUGACGGGCCUCAAGAAGGGUGUGCAGUACGAGUUCCGUGUGGCAGCUGUCAAUGCUGCUGGCACAGGAGAGCCCAGUGACCCCUCAGAGCCUGCCUUUGCCCGGGACCCCACCAAAUCUCCGGGCCAAGUGCAGGACCUUAAAGUGAGCAGCAGUGACAGCACCAGUGUCACCCUGACAUGGAACAAACCUGAAGUACAAGACGGGAAUGACGUGAAAGGCUACGAGGUGGAGAUGAGGCCCUGUAACAGCCUCAGCUGGACCAAGUGCUUCACCCUCCCUGCCGGGAGCACCUCGUGCCGGGUGCAGGGCCUGCAGGCCCGGGAGAAGCUGUUCCUGCGCGUCCGGGCCCUCGGCGAUGGCGGCCCCGGGGAGGCCGCGGAGCUGGAGGCGUGUGCUGGAGCUGCUGCUGCUGCCCUGGUCCCUCCCAGGUUCCUGAUAGAUGGCACAGUGAAAAGCUUCCUGCUUAUCAAAGCAGGGGAUCCCAUCCGGGUGAAGAUUCCCUUUGAGGGAUCUCCCGAGCCGGCGGUGACGUGGCUGAAGGACGGGCUGCCCCUGCCCGGCCGCGCUGCCGUGAGCACCGGGGAGGGGAGCAGCCGGCUCCUGCUGCGGGCAGCGGAACGCGGAGACAGCGGCACCUACACUGUGGAGUUCGGGGAUGGGCUGGGCAAGAGCGAAACCUUCAGCUUCCAGGUUCAAGUUACAGAUGUCCCUCAGCCCCCUGGAGCCAUCCAGCUGGAGGAGAAUGUCCCCAACACGGUGACAGUGACCUGGGAGCCCUCAGCCUCUGAGCAGUGGGAGAAGAACCUGUACUACACUGUCCUGAAACGGGAGUCCCAGAAGGGCCUGUGGCAUGUGCUGGGGGACCUGAUCUACAACAACAAGUUCACCUUCACCAGGGUGGUCCCAGGCAGGGAUUAUUACUUCAGGGUUGUGGCAAAAAAUGACGUGGGAGCCAGUGAUCCAUCAGAGACUGUGCAGCCCUGGAGGAUCUGGAAAAAAAAGGCUGAAUUUCGAGUGAAAGCACAGAAAUACAGGGGAGUUAACCAGAACCAGCCUCCGAGGUUCCUGGUGCCGCUGAAGUGCCACGUGGUGGUGACAGGCAGCGAGUGCAACAUGAGCUGUGCUGUGGGAGGCCAUCCCCCACCAAAAGUCACUUGGUACAAGGACAGCAGAGACCUCUCCAGAGAUCCCAACUACUUCUGCACCAACGACUUCGGCGUGUGCUCGCUGGUGGUGCUGGGGGUCACCAAGCAGGACGAGGGCGAGUACAUGGUGGAAGCCAGCAAUGAAGUGGGACGUGCCUUCAGCAAAGCCUUCCUCUCCAUCAAAGACUCCUCCCUGUAGCAUGGCCCUGCUGAGAACAUCCCUGCCUGGCUCCAAGGAUGGGAAGGUUUUGGUGAGGACUCGUCCAUAUGAAGGCUGUGCAUUUAUUGUCAGAUGUUCUUCACAGUCUGAGGGUGUUAUUUUUCAGAUCCAGUGAUUGCAUAUUGAACAUGAUGCUGCAUUGCCAUCAAUGCUGGGGGGAAAAAAGCUUUAAGAGCACUGUAUGGGUUUUUUUUAAUAAGCUUUCUAUGAGACCUUUAAAACACAGCUUAGAAGCUUCAGGAACACAGAAAAUGAGAGGAAAAAUAAUUGGCCAAAUUGAAACUUCCAGUGGAGAACACAGGUGGGUGGGAGAGACCAUCCUGCCACAGCACUCACCCACAACAAGGACCUUUCUGGACAUCAGGGAUCUCUGGUCCUUUCACAUAUGCUUUUUCAAGCCAAAACAAUCACUUUGUAUUCCAUGUGAUUCUCUGCAGGUUUCCCAAAUCUGGCAAAAGCAGCUCUGCAUAUGUUCUACUACCAGUAGCUGCUAAGUAGAUUAUCUUCCCUAACCCCUAAGUUUAAAAGAUAUCUGCCUGCUCAUUUUGUCUGGGCAGGAGAUGAAAUCUCAGACCAUCCUGGCAUGGGGCAGGUGAGGCUCCCAGUGCAAAUGCUCUGGUGGGAAGGACUGGCAGUCUACAAGCAGUGUGUGAGCAGAGCAACUCCCCAAACCCUCAGCAUGUGCUGCACAAGGGCUGUGCCAGUCCUGAAUCACCCCCAGCGUCACCUGUGCACCCAACUGCCCCUGGCCACGGCACUUCUGGGAGCCUUUGCCUCGGGCAGAAGAGGUGGAAAAUCCUUCCUGUGUGAGCAGAAAGGGACUCCCAGGGACCUCCUGCCAUGGCCAGGGGCUCCCAGCCCCGGGCCCGGACAGCAGAAUGUUGUGUUGGCUGUGGGAGGGUCACAGCCAGAGCGCCGAGGGUACUUUGUGACAGGAGAGAGCAGAGCCAACAGCGGGGCGGGAAUGUUCUUGGGAUUACAUUUUGUACAAUGUUGUACAGAUGUAGCAGCAGUAGAUAAUGAAAUUAAACCACAAUUCAGGGAAA